GCGGAUUAUGAUACGGUUAAGAAACGAAGGGAAACGGAAUAUGGCAAGAAAUUAUUAGGAAGGCGUUGGGUUGAUCCUCCAAAUUAUUUUGAUCAAAUGGUUUGGCCUAAUUACAUUAAAGCUAAUGAUCACAUAAUCAAUAGAUCCGGGGGAGAAAAUGAUAUGUUAAACGAUUUGAUUGUAUUAGAAUCAAAUAGUCUUUCAACAUUGUCAGAAAAUAUUGAGAAGAGCUACUUUUUUCCUGUUAAAGUUCCGCACAUUGUAUUGUUUUCAAUUACCAAAACUACUAAAGUUUGGUAUUAUCCUGAAUGGUCAAAUUACCGAUUGGAGGUUGCCCAACAACCAAUCCGAGCAAGAAUGUGCGGAUUUGGGGAUAAAGAUCGGCGUCCAAUCGAUCCUCCACCUGUCGUUAAACUUCUAGUAUCUACUGCCGAUGGAACUUCUGUACCUGAAAGUUCCGUUGAUCAUUCUAUGAUGAUCGUACACGCUGCCUUAUGGUCCGAAAAUUGCAUGGAUGAGCGUAGCCUUGUAAUCAAUCCAUCAACGAUUCCCUCUCAAUCAACUGGAACCGGACCUAACUCCAUUUUAUCGUUAAACGCUCCUUCAUGCACCCGAAAUCUUAUGGGUCAUUGUACUUCAUCCGCAUAUGUUCUCACUGAUGCCUUGGGUCAACAAGGAAUCUAUUUCAUCUUUCAAGACCUAUCCGUCCGCACCGAAGGAUCAUUCACAUUAAAAUUUUCGUUUUGUGACGUAAAGGGUCUGCUUACUCGUCGUGGGACUGUUGCAGCCGAAGUGUACAGCGGUCCUUUUAAAGUAUAUACCGCAAAAAAAUUUCCCGGAAUGACAGAAUCAACUGAACUGUCGAAAGCAUUCGCAAAACAAGGAAUUAAAAUUCCGAUUAGGAAAGAUACCCGAUAUCGGAAAGAAGAAUCACGUGAUCUAAAGAAUGAUGUUGUUCCCGAAUCCGCACCUUCGGCGGUACCAGACAAAACUCUUAGUGAUACUGAAGUUAAAGUUGAACAUACGGAGAAUGAUGAGAAACGUAGUCGUCACGAACUUUCCGAUAACGAUGCUGAUUCUGAGGGAGGGAAAG
Funneliformis mosseae is the source of this 1093-nucleotide messenger RNA. NCBI's taxonomy places the organism in Eukaryota, Fungi, Glomeromycota, Glomeromycetes, Glomerales, Glomeraceae. The record is from the annotation of a GenBank genome assembly.